GGCAUUAAAAUUCAUCAGAGAACACACACAGGAGAGAAACCUUAUAGCUGUGAUCAAUGUGGGAAGAGUUUUAGUCAAUCUGGCCAUCUGAUAUCACACCAGAGAACACACACAGGAGAGAAACCUUGUAGCUGUGGUCAAUGUGGGAAGAGUUUUGGUCGAUCUGACUCUCUGACUCAACACCAGAGAACACACACAGGAGAGAAACCUUAUAGGUGUGAUCAAUGUGGGAAGUGUUUUGGUCAAUCUGGCCAUCUGGUAUCACACCAGAGAAUACACACAGGAGAGAAAUCUUAUAUCUGUGGUCAAUGUGGGAAGAGUUUUGCUGCAUCUCGCAGUCUGACUCUACACCAGAGAACACACACAGGAGAGAAAUCUUAUAGCUGUGAUCAAUGUGGGAAGAGUUUUAGUCAAUCUGGCUCUCUGACUCUACACCAGAGAAUACACACAGGAGAGAAAUCUUAUAGCUGUGAUCAAUGUGGGAAGAGUUUUAGUCAAUCUGGCUCUCUGACUCUACACCAGAGAAUACACACAGGAGAGAAACCUUAUAGGUGUGAUCAAUGUGGGAAGAGUUUUGGUCGAUCUGGCUCUCUGACUCUACACCAGAGAAUACACACAGGAGAGAAACCUUAUAGGUGUGAUCAAUGUGGGAAGAGUUUUGGUCAAUCUGGACAUCUGACUCAACACAAGAGAACACACACAGGAGAGAAACCUCACCGCUGCUCUGACUGUGGGAAGAGAUUCACCUCAUCAGCAGGCAUUAAAAUUCACCAGAGAACACACACAGGAGAGAAACCUUUUAGCUGUGAUCAAUGUGGGAAGAGUUUUACUCAGCUAAUCAACCUGAUAACACACCAGAGAACACACACAGGAGAGAAACCUUUUAGCUGUGAUCAAUGUGGGAAGAGUUUUACUCAUUCAACCAGCCUGAAAUUACACCAGAGACCACACACAGGAGAGAAACCUUUUAGCUGUGAUCAAUGUGGGAAGAGUUUUACUCAUCGAAGCAGCCUGAUAUCACACCAGAGAAUACACACAGGAGAGAAACCGUAUAUCUGUGAUGAGUGU
Molecule: messenger RNA, 1068 nt
Organism: Salmo salar (Atlantic salmon)
Lineage: Eukaryota; Metazoa; Chordata; Actinopteri; Salmoniformes; Salmonidae
Source: RefSeq, a predicted model, not a curated record